AUGGCGCAAAAUCAAGGAAAUAUCACUGAAAAGAUAAUGGAAGACAAGUUGAAAGAAGAAUCAUCAUCAUCGAAUGAUGAUAUGGAUGUUCAGGUAAGUAAACAGCAAUCGAAUGAUAUCAUGGGUAUAUUACAACAACUGCUAACAAAACAAGAUCAAUUACUUGACGAAAACACACAAUUGAAGACGCAAGUGGCAUUUCAACAAAUCACCAUUAACAAUCUAACUCAAGUCGUCGAAGAAUUGAAAAUAAGUCCACCGCCCCAUCACCAAUCGACAGCGAAUUUAUCAGUUGAUGUAUCUGGAAUAGGAACAGUGACUAGUUCAAUGACAAAGACUCAGCAUGAGAAACCUAAUCUCCAUCAACAUGCUGCUAAGCAACUACAAUCCAAACGGAUUGAUCAGCUUUUGAAUUCCACUCCGUUCUCAGGAACAACGUCACAAGAAGUUUCCGACUGGCUUGAAGAAUUCAAUUUGAAAUGUGAUAAACUUGAGUUUGACGAUACACAAAGGUUGUCGAUUGCCAUAGAUCUUCUCAAAAGCAAUGCGAAGCUAUGGUAUGAUACGAACAAAGGAGCAAUUGAAGAUUGGACAACGUUUACAGAUAAGUUAAUGUCUCAUUUCAAACUCGUAACCGGUACCGACCAAUUUCAAUUAGAACAAAAACUUUAUAACAGACGACGACAACAUUAUGAAUCUGCUACUGAUUAUUGUCAUAGUGUACUCAAACUAUGUUCAAAAGUGAACAAGGAGAUGGGUGAAGCAAAAAGGAUCAAACAUCUUACUCAAGGACUUAAUCCAAAUGCUCAAUUGCAUAUGGAUUUAAAACAUCCAAAUACAACCGAAGAAUUUCUCGAAGCGCUUCUCAAAUUUGACAAAUGGCAAAUGGAAGAACAAAAGCAGCAACAGUACCAUGCGACAUUUGACCAGCAGCGACAGUACAAUUGGACACAAUCAUCAUAUCAAACACAUGAUCUUUCCAAACCACAACAAAAGGAUAGGGGUAACCCACCUUCCGAUGAUCAAAAACAACAACACAACAACGGAAAAGAGUAUACUGGUUGCUGGUCAUGUGGUGCUAUGGAUCAUUAUCAAUACCAAUGUUCAAAAAACUAUUAG
Adineta ricciae is the source of this 1119-nucleotide messenger RNA. The record is from the annotation of a GenBank genome assembly. Lineage: Eukaryota; Metazoa; Rotifera; Eurotatoria; Adinetida; Adinetidae.